Lutzomyia longipalpis is the source of this 1396-nucleotide messenger RNA. RefSeq names its product enoyl-CoA delta isomerase 1, mitochondrial-like. The record is from RefSeq and is a predicted model, not a curated record. Gene Ontology annotation, biological process: fatty acid beta-oxidation. Gene Ontology annotation, cellular component: mitochondrion. NCBI's taxonomy places the organism in Eukaryota, Metazoa, Arthropoda, Insecta, Diptera, Psychodidae. The transcript is spliced from 2 exons. Gene Ontology annotation, molecular function: enoyl-CoA hydratase activity. The coding region runs from base 491 to 1318 and encodes 275 amino acids.
UCUCGCUCAUAUUGUUGAUUUUUCGCGAUUUUCUUGCGAUUUCGUGGGUAAUAUUCAGUUUUUCCGGUGAAAUUGAGUUUUGUAGGAUUAAAAGGAUUAAAAGACAAAUCCAGGAACAAAUAGUAAAAAAAAUAAAUAAAAAACAGGCUGUUUGAUAUGCAAUGAAGCCGACCCUGCAAAAAAGAAAACACGAAGAAAAACAAGGACUUAGGGGUGAAGAAGAGUAUCUAAUAAAAAUUUAUUAUGUUUUAAAAUAUAAAUAUUAAUUACUAAAAAAAACAGUAAAUACCGCUCAACACCUGAAAAAUGUAAAUUAAGAAAAAAAAGGUAUAAAAUUACGAAUAAAUUCUUAAGCGGUUCAAUGUUAAAAUCGUCUGAUAGUAAAACUUUAGUCUCGUGCUGAUUCAUCUCUGUGCUGUCACUCCAGUUGUUGGCCUGAAAAGUCCAAAAUCUAAUCACUGCUUAUUACGUUAGUUUUCACAUUGUUGCAAUGUUCCUGCCAUUUGUCCGGAGAUUCCCUCCUCUGGUUCUUCGGGGGAGCUACAGAUUCGCCUCGACGGAUCUCGUGAGAACUCAGGUGGAUGAUAAGACGGGAAUAGCAGUGGUGUCAAUGAACAGAGCUCCUGUAAACAGUCUCAAUCUUGACCUUCUUCGGGAGAUUUCUUCAGCUCUCGAUGAUGUGGAGAAGAAUAAAUCAACCGGAAUGAUUUUAACAUCAACCGCAGAGACGGUUUUCUCAGCUGGUUUGGACAUCACUGAGAUGUACAAACCGGAGCAGGCACGGCUGAAGGAGUUCUGGACAACCCUCCAGGAUGUUUGGACGAAGUUGUUUGGCUCUUCCUUCCCCACGGCAGCUGCAAUCAAUGGGCAUGCCCCAGCUGGAGGAUGCCUCCUGGCCAUGAGCUGUGAAUAUCGGGUGAUGAGACCAAACUUCACAAUUGGGCUCAAUGAGACUCAAUUGGGGAUUGUUGCACCCAUUUGGUUCAUGGCUACAAUGGAAAAUAUCCUUCCGCGUCGUGAAGCUGAACUUGCUCUGACGCUGGGGAAGAUGUUUAGCACGGAGAAGGCUCGGGAGAUUGGCCUAGUGGAUGAUGUGGUGGCCACGAAGGAGGAGGCAAUUGCCAAAUGCACAGAUUUCAUUCAACUCUUCGCGAAGGUGCCCAAAACAGCCAGAGCUCUGACCAAACAAGCCUUCCGGCGGAGAUUCCUGGAGACACUGGAUCGUGAACAGGAUCUUCAGAUGUUCCUCUACUAUACUCUUCAGCCACAAGUCCAAAAGGGAUUAGGUUUGUACAUGGAUAGACUCAAGAAAAAGUAAAAGUUUUAAUUGAAUUUAUAUUUUUUUUUGUAAAUUAUUUAAGAAAUAUUUUACAAAGAAUAAAUUUUUAUACGUAAA